Messenger RNA from Acanthochromis polyacanthus (spiny chromis), 2522 nucleotides. RefSeq names its product coiled-coil domain-containing protein 106-like. The record is from RefSeq and is a predicted model, not a curated record. Gene Ontology annotation, cellular component: nucleoplasm. Lineage: Eukaryota; Metazoa; Chordata; Actinopteri; Pomacentridae.
AUGCCGCAGUCUUCAUCAGCAGCAGCGUCGUCGUCGUCGUCCUCAGCAGGAGGAGGUUGUAUCUGGAUGCCUAUGUCCGUGUCUUUUCCCCCUGAGGAGAGUGUGGAGCGACCGCCGGCCUACCACCUGAACCAGGCCAGCAAUGAUGGACGGCCGGUGGUCCAGGAGCUGCCCUACUCUCAGUACAGUCCGUUCUCCUGUGUCCAACUGAGGGCUCACUGUACGUCUCUUCUGGAGAAGAACGCCUGGCUGCAGAAACGCAGUCGAGGAAGCUGGAGGAGGAACGCAACUUCCUGCGCGUCAGCUGGACCGCUUUCAUGCGUCAAGCAUGAGGAGUCCAGAGGCCACAGAGUGGUGUGGAGACGCCCAGCAUGCUGUGAAGGUCCAGCCGCCAGCUCUCCCUCCCCUCCCUCCCCCAUGACCACCAGGUCUGGAAUGACCCUCAAACGCCUCCAGGGACCAGGACCAGGACCUCGGACCCGCCGCAGCGCCCACAUCCCUGUGAAGGAGGAGUAUCACCUGGAGGAGGAGAAAUACUUCACCGACGAUGAGUACGUGGAGGAGGAGGAGGAGGAGGAGGAGAUGAGGACUCUUCGGCGGAGAAGGGGAUCACCCGGCAGGGAGAGACAAAGAGUUAAAGACCCAGACGGGGUUCUGAUUCGCUACAAGAAGAUCCUGUCCACCUACCAGCGGGUGAGGAGCAUGUCCAGAGCCUUCCAGAUCCACGGAGUCGACCGCAACACCAUGGCUUCCACCUCCCCGAUCGCCGAGCUGCUGCUGGUGGCUCCAGAGAAGGUGACAGAAGUCGGGGAGUUCGAGGCGUCGAAGGAGACUCUGGAUUACGCCCGGCGGUGCUACAAGACGAUGGACGAGCAGACGCACGCUAAAGUCCAGACCAUGAAGAAAACUCACAAGCUGCUGCCCAUCUCCUACAGGUUCAGGAACUGAGGAGGAAAUGAGAACAAAACACAAACAACAAACACAACUUUUGCAGCUGGUUUUGUGAGACUGAGAAGAUUAAGUAGUUUCUCCAAUGAGCUGCUUGUUUUGUAUAAAUAGGCUUUCUUCCUUCAUGUGCAGCCAGGAGAGUUGAAAUGUUUGUUUUUGUUUAUUGUCAGAUUUGGUUUUGCAGAGACUGAAGUAAAUUCUGUUUUUUUUUUCUGUUUCUUCGGCUAUCAGUCUUUGGACAUGAGUUAUUUUUCUCCAGAUCUUGUGUCAGAAUAGUCAGUUUGACUAAAUGUGUCUUUAAGUUGUGAAAGAUUAUUUUUCUUCCUGAGUAAACUAAUUUCUUUCGGUUUUGUCUCUAUUAGAUGAGAGCGAUAUGUAUUUUCUUUAUUUUUUGACUUGCACAGAAAUAUCAGGGAAUGUUUAAGUUUGUUAUCAAUUAUUUAACAAAGCAAGUUUUUUUAUUUAUGUAUUCACGCCUUCAUUAUGAAAGUAUUUAAGCUGAAAGUAUUAUUGUUGCUGAAAUUUUUGGAAUUAUGACUGAAGAUGUAUAACAUGUUGCACAAGAAAAUAAAUGUUGUUCCAGAUGUUAUUGUUAGUUUUUCUUCAGAGUCAAGACUCAUCAGUCAUUGGAGAAUAAAUUCAAGCUUAUAAGUCCUGAAUUCAAAAGAAAAUAUAUGUAGAAAUGUCACAGACUUUCUCUGAGUUUGAACAGGAUUUCAGCUUAAUUGUACUUUACAGGAGGAUUUAGACAUUUUUUUAAGUAAGCAUCUUAAUUUUAAACGUGGAAGUCUUCAUUAUGAGCAGAAGCAGACAGACUGCUGAAAACAUCUGAUUUAUGAUUUAAAAACCAUUGAAGUGAAACAGAGUUCACGUCCUGCACUUUGCUGCAGCCUGCAGCGCCCUCCAGUGGGAGAAAGUAACAAUGCAGAAUAAAUAAACUAAAUUGUAAAUUGUUUCUGAAAUUACAAAUUUGGACUCAAGAAAGCUUCAUUAAUGAUCUUAACAUCUAAAUUUAAUAUCAAGUGGCAACAGUUGAACUUUCCGAAGAAAUUUCUGAGCAUUUUUCAUUCCUGUCACGUUUUACUCCCUCAUUUUUCCUGCACAUCCACGGUGGUAGAGAAACAUGUUUUUGUGCAGAAUGACUCAGUUACUCUGCUAUAAAUCAUCCAUAAAUAAAAGUUGAGUUUGUUUAAUUACUUACUUUGAAAGAAUGGAAUAACCUGCAAUCAUUUUGUCCCCACAGUUGUUGAAAAUGCUGGAAAAUAGUGAUUUAAUAUGAGAGAUAUUCUGCUGCUUAUGUUUUAAAAGUUUUUCCAAACUUCUCUCCUCUCUGUGUGAACAGCACAGUCAUCUGAAGGAUUAAAGAAUUUUCUUUCAUUUUUUUUGAGCAAAUGAUUUAUUUUUGGCAAAUAUUUAAAUGAGACAUGAAGGACAAAAUAGUUUAAAUGAAAUAUGAACAUUUUAAGCUCAGAUUUGGUGACUUUUCCAGAUGGAAUCACACAUGAGGAGUUCAAGGACCACCAAAGUGGAAAAUGUGACAAAUUAUUAAAAAUAAAAGUUUAAAAAAAUAGAGA